CACACACACAUACACAGUCUGGAUUCUGGGUGUGCGGCUGUCGAGAAGAGAGGAAGAGAAGGAAUCCUUCUGACCCACAACAGCAUCUUCUGCUCUUUUUCAGAUUCGUGUUGGGUUAGCUGGAGACCAUGUCAGAAAGGGACCGGCCUAAAAGCGGCCUGAGCCAAGCCAGCAGUACAGUCACCAUCUCUUCAGUCGCCAUGGGAACAAAGCCACAUGCAACCCGGCCUGUCCGGAAGGUACACACUUUUGGAAAGAGGGCAAACUCCAUCAAGAGAGACCCCAAUUUGCCUGUCGUCAUGCGUGGAUGGCUAUAUAAAAAGGACAGUUCUGGGCUAAAACUCUGGAAACGGCGUUGGUUUGUCCUUUCCAAUUACUGCCUCUUCUAUUACCGAGACAGCCGCGAAGAGAUGGUUUUGGGCAGCAUCCCUCUCCCCAGCUAUGAGAUUCGGACUGCAUUCUCCAAGGAGAAGAAGAACCGGCGCUUCGUAUUCAAGGCAGAACAUCCCGGCAUGAGGACCUAUUAUUUCAGCGCAGACACUCAGUUGGACAUGAACAGCUGGAUCAGGGCCAUGAACCAAUCAGCAGCGGCUGAAUGCGACUACGGAAGCUACAACCGGGGUCUCAGCCGGUCUGUGUCUGCCCACACCAGCUUUGAGGAUGUCACUCUCCUCAAGGACGACUACACCAAAAGCGCUGAAUCCCUGGAAAUUGCCCGCCUCUCGGAGACCCAGGAGCCCGAGGCCUCGUCGUCCGAGAGCCUCCACCUACAGGACAGCCCGAAGGGAUCUCCGUGCCCCAGGAGGGUCUCUCUAUCCAGCUCCAUCAACGGAGGAUACCACCACGAAAGGAUAGACCAGCCGGAUUUAAGCUCCUUGUCUUCCCAGACGCACGGAUGCCCCUCCCCAGUUAUUUCCACCAAACUCUCCCCCCGGCCACGCUCCCCACCCCCUGCUCGCUCCAACAGCCUGUCGCCCGCCUCCCCGGCUCGUACCCCUCAGCCUUCCCCCCUGCUUUCCAUUCGCUCCUCCCGUUCCUACUCGCUCCCUUUGACCCCAGCGGAGUCACCCCAGAUCCCAUCGCCCGCUCACGUCCAACGGAAGCCGCCCCGGAUGGUCGCUGCGCAGGCCGCCUCGUGCGAGGACCUGCACGCCGCGACAUCUCCGCGGGCUCUCGUGCGCCCCAACACGCCCAUGGGGAGGGUGGACAUCGCCCCCAGCGAGGGCCUCCCUCAAAACCCCUACGCCAUCGUGUCACCCGCCACCAGGGGGCGCACCCUGACACCUGCCGACCGGUACGACGUAUUCCCUUCAUCCGAAGACCCCUAUGGGCGGCGUUACACCCGCAGCCCUCACCCCAGCAGAGCCCGGCCUGGGGGUGAGGACAGCUUAACACCCACGCUGGGAAGACAGCAACAGAACAGGUUUGCAGACCGAGGUUAUCUCUCCCCAUCGACCGGACCAUCUCGUGCUUUGAUCAUGUCUCGGCUUCAGGGUCGACUGAUCACCUCCCACUCCGCCUCAUCAAGCUACCUGCACCUACCGCCCCUGCCCCCCCUGCCUAACCGGCCCAGCCCUGGGAAAAGGACAUCUUUGGGGACCAUGGGUCGGAAUCUGGUGCGGGAGAGAAGCAUUCACUCAGCUGGUGGGCAGCGGUUCGAAAGUGACACGGAUGCUCUCUUGACAAAACUGUGCGGUCAAGACAAAAUUCUUCGUGGUCUUGAAGAGGAGACGGGGCAACUCCGGGCUGAAAAGGAGCGGAUCGAAAAGGCCUUGGAGGUGACCCGCCUGAGGCUGGAGGAGUUCAAAGGCCAAGAUGCCACCAUGGAGAAAAUCUGCUACCAGCAAAGGCAGCUGCAAGAUGAGCUGGUUCAACUCCGAGCUCGCCUCUGUGACCUGGCGCUGGACAGCGAACGGGCUUGGGAAGAUUAUGCCGCCCUGGAAAACGACUUGCAGAUGGUUAAGGGCUCCUUAGAGCACGUCCGAAACGUGGGGCAUCCCCAGGAGCAAGCAGCUGCUCAGCAAGAUUUGUGGAGGAUCCACGACAUCCUGGCGGGAUUGAGAUCCAAUCCAGCAAACCUCCACACCCUGGAAAGCAGAAGAACAGGCGUGUCUCCGGCCACCACCCCAACCUUGGAUUCUCAUCUGUUGCCGUGCUCUGGAGUGGAGGAAUCCACACCUGGCCAGGUGGCAGCCACAGGGGAGUCAGGCAGAAUCGGAGGCCCGUUGGAAAGUAGGCAGCAGGACAGCCCUGGUGCAGCGGAUCAGGCUAGUCCACUUGCGUCCAGCAGAGGGCAGCAGAGGGCGGCAUCCCGGCGUUCCGAGGGGGUCAAGCCAUCUCCAAGCCAUUCCUCUAGCGAGCCCCCCGAAUUUGAGAAAGAUCACGGAAGUCACAUCAAUACACCCCACAAAGAUGCUGAGCGCAGCGUAGCCAAGGUGGUCCCUUCUGAAGCGACUGCCCCACGCCGUUCCCGCAUGAGCGCCCAGGAGCAGCUCGACAGGAUGCAGCGGAACCAGGAGGCCAAGCGAAAGUCGGAGGCGGCCCAGCCCAGCCCUCUGGGUCACUGGCGAGACUCUCUCAAGCGCGGGUCUAGCCGGGUGGGUGUGAAGCCUUGCGGGGAGGAGGACUCUGGACUAAGGAGAGUGGCGAGGGACAAUGACAAGCCCCUCCCCAAUUCCCCCCCUGAGUCAUCUCCACCCAAGGAGGGCGUGCAAACGGGAGGGAUCGAGCCUCCGCGAUGCCCCCCGACCCCAGAGUGGGAGCGACAGCGAGUCAUCCAGCUAUCCUACGCCUUGGCGGCCGAAGCUUCGCAGCGGGGGAAAUACCUCACAGGAAGGACCAACUCUCGCUCCUCCCUCAAUGACAUCCCGGCGUCACAUGAUAGCCUGAACUGUCAACACUUCCUCCCCAGUGACAACAACACCAAAGAGCCGGAGAUCAGUAGUAGGAUAUCUGAGCACGACCAAACCGCUGCUCGAAACCCAAGCUGUAGCGGAAACCCCAGAACAGCCAAUCAGGCCCCAGCUUCAUCCCAAACAACCAAUCAAGUGUCCUGUGCCUCGGAAGUUUCCGAUUGGUCCUUGCCUCUCCCUGAGGAGGACAGCUGGUUGUCGUCAAAGCCCAAGAAUCCUCCGCUGGCGCCAUCGCACCCGCUGGAAUCAACCAAUGAGGGGCGUUCUAUGCACAACGGUCCUCACCGGGUGACGCCUUUGCCCCAGUCAGCCAAUCGGAGCUUGUCUGUUUCUGGUUCAGCCAAUUGGGCUUCACCUCCUUUAUGGGACUAUGAAGUGUGGUCAUCGGAGCAAAGCCUUGUGGGUAAUCAGGGCCCUAGUAGGUGCCUCAGGUGGAGAGAUGAGCACAAGUCCCAUCAGAUGGUGGCAUAUCUUGGAGACACUGGACAGCCCAUCAAGGUCACACUGCUGAAAUCCAGUUUUUAGCUCAAGUGGAUAGAAGACAACGAUACAAAGUCAGGCCCUGCAAUGUGGUGAAGGAAUAGGUACAGGCCCGCAUUGGCCGCCUCAGGGUGGCCAUUUCCCGGUCCAUCCCUUUGUGUCCAUCCCUAGAAAGCAUGCAACUGCAGCCUUGUAUUCAAAUCCUCAUCUCAAAUCCCAGGGGAAUCCCUUCAGGG
Molecule: messenger RNA, 3628 nt
Organism: Elgaria multicarinata webbii
Lineage: Eukaryota; Metazoa; Chordata; Lepidosauria; Squamata; Anguidae
Gene: PLEKHA4
Product: pleckstrin homology domain containing A4
Exons: 22
Coding region: 129-3437 (1102 amino acids)
Biological process (GO): positive regulation of Wnt signaling pathway, planar cell polarity pathway; positive regulation of canonical Wnt signaling pathway
Cellular component (GO): extrinsic component of cytoplasmic side of plasma membrane
Molecular function (GO): phosphatidylinositol-3,4-bisphosphate binding; phosphatidylinositol-3-phosphate binding; phosphatidylinositol-3,5-bisphosphate binding
Source: RefSeq, a predicted model, not a curated record